Rhinichthys klamathensis goyatoka is the source of this 1821-nucleotide messenger RNA. RefSeq names its product GTPase KRas. Gene Ontology annotation, molecular function: GTPase activity; GDP binding; GTP binding. The record is from RefSeq and is a predicted model, not a curated record. Bases 319 to 882 code for a protein of 187 amino acids. Gene Ontology annotation, cellular component: plasma membrane. The transcript has 5 exons. Gene Ontology annotation, biological process: Ras protein signal transduction. Lineage: Eukaryota; Metazoa; Chordata; Actinopteri; Cypriniformes; Leuciscidae.
CUCGCCCUCAAUGAAUCUGGGAGAGUCUUAGCCGAGAGGAGCUAAUGACUCUACGGGCGGAUUUAUUUGGGUAAUCGUAAAAUUUGAUUAGAGUGGAGAAACAUAGUUCAAAUACGAAGCUUAAUAGGUUUUUUUUUCACGGUUGAAGAUCCAUCAGCCCGAAUAAUUUCGUCCUGUCUUCGACUCUCGGGAGAGUUUAGUUUGUCUGGUCGAUCGUAAUGAGGCUCAGGGGCUAAUCCUUGGACUUCAUUCAAUACUAAUUCAUCUCGAAGCGCUUCGUUUGGGCGAGCCGAACUGAUCUAACAACCACACGCGAGAAUGACAGAAUACAAGCUGGUGGUAGUCGGUGCUGGUGGCGUUGGGAAAAGUGCACUGACCAUCCAGCUCAUUCAAAAUCACUUUGUAGACGAGUAUGACCCCACUAUUGAGGAUUCAUACAGAAAGCAGGUUGUGAUCGACGGGGAGACGUGUUUGCUGGACAUCCUGGACACUGCAGGUCAGGAGGAGUACAGUGCCAUGAGAGACCAGUAUAUGAGGACAGGAGAGGGCUUUCUCUGUGUUUUUGCCAUCAACAACGCCAAGUCCUUUGAGGACGUACACCUUUACAGGGAGCAAAUAAACCGUGUCAAAGACAGUGACAAUGUCCCGAUGGUGCUGGUGGGAAACAAAAGUGACCUGGCUUCACGUACUGUAGAGUCACGUCAAGCUCAAGAGCUUGCCAGAAGUUACGGGGUCCCGUUUGUUGAAACGUCUGCAAAGACGCGACAGGGAGUUGAGGAGGCAUUUUACUCUCUUGUGCGGGAGAUCCGAAGAUACAAGGAGACAAACCGCAGCAAUAAGAAGAGCAAAAAGCACACACAGAGACGUUGCACUCUUUUAUAGCGAUACACGCGUACAGCCCCCCUGUGAUAGCAAUGCACUCAAGGUCACACAUUCUCACAUACACGCAUACACUACUGUAGCAUCACACAUACACACACAUCCUAUCUCCUUUUCUUACUGCCCCUUGUGUCUUACACCAACCAGCCUUUGAGGAAUAGGAACCUGAUUGGCUGCUGUAUGUGUUUGUAUGUAUGUAUGUAUGUGCGCAUGAGACCUCAAUGAGAACCAUGCAACUGUGGAAUUGUUUUGGAAAAGACAUAUAUUGACCUCGCACUAUCAUAUUCGGCUGGAUAAUUUAGUCUUAAGUGGACUCGACAACCUUGCGCUGCUGCUUCCUCUUCUGUGCUAAAAAGAUCUGACGUAUGUCAUAGUUUUACAGUCGUACUUUAGAACCACGACUGCAAGGAACUUUGACCCUUAUAACAAAUGAAUAAGGUGGUGAAGGGAUAUACUUUAAGUCGGUAAUGGGUAACUGUUUUUAAGUAAGCCUUAUGUCUUAUCUCCAACUGUGUAAGCCGCGUGCUUCUGUUAGCGGUGGUCGGGAAUGAGGAAGCUAAGAAGUCCCCUAAAGUUUCUGUGGCCUGUGGGAAAGCACAUUAGAGCAAGUGUUCGCCACAUUCAAAACCACUAGCAUGAUGUAUUGCACACCUUAAAAAGUGUUUCCACCUCACGCAUUGUGGGAUUUAUCCAGCAAAUAUUUUCAGUACUUGCUAAAAAUGCUGUAAUUUCAUCAUCUAAAGGGGAUUUCCAUAGUUUUUGCUUUGUCUUUUUGGGGAGUUUGUACAAAAAUUUACAUUUCAUACAUUCAUCACCUUCCCAGAAUCCAUUUCUCCCCAGGUUUCUGUUGUUGUCAUGGCUUGGACUAAAACUUAGCUGUCCUUCACUUAAUGUAGCCCUUCUAUAAUUAUGAAAAUAAAAUAAAUCAAGCUCUCUUCUUAA